UCAAUCACAUUCUCUACAAGCAUCAAGAAAAAAAAGCAUACAAUCAAUAUUCAGAGCAUCAAGUGUGUUUAAGAGCAAAAGAAAAAUGAAGUCUGCUGCAGUUUUUGUGUUUGUGUCUCUACUUAUUGUUUAUGUACAAGGACAGGCCAGGCCCAGUGUAAGGAGGUGUUUGUGUCGGGGUCCUCUGGCGAAUGCAGUUCGUCGAAAACAUAUAGACCAGUUUGAAUAUUAUCCUGUUAGUGCAUCUUGUGAAAAUGUGGAAAUCAUUGUCAUUCUGAAGAACGGUGCAGGGAAAAAAUGCUUGAAUCCAAAAUCUGAAUUUACUCAGAAAUACAUCAAGGAAGCUUUAGAACAAAUGCGUGCUGGGUAAAUGUGACAUUACUGAACAUUAGUGAAAGAAAAGAGCACAGAGACAUAUUUAAAAUAUUUUAAAUGUUGUUAAAAAUUGUGUAUAGAUUUCUUAAACAUUUUAAAUUUACAAUUUAUUUAAAGACAAUGUUGUUUAAGAUUUAAAGGGUUUAAAAAACCUUUAAAAAUAUUAUUUGUAUAUUUACUGUACAUACUGAAUUAUAAUAAAGUCAGCACAUACUGUAA
Clarias gariepinus (North African catfish) is the source of this 594-nucleotide messenger RNA. RefSeq names its product C-X-C motif chemokine 11-1-like. The transcript is spliced from 4 exons. The coding region runs from base 86 to 370 and encodes 94 amino acids. Gene Ontology annotation, molecular function: CXCR chemokine receptor binding; chemokine activity. The record is from RefSeq and is a predicted model, not a curated record. Gene Ontology annotation, biological process: neutrophil chemotaxis; inflammatory response; cellular response to lipopolysaccharide. Gene Ontology annotation, cellular component: extracellular region. Lineage: Eukaryota; Metazoa; Chordata; Actinopteri; Siluriformes; Clariidae.